Molecule: messenger RNA, 2002 nt
Organism: Drosophila busckii
Lineage: Eukaryota; Metazoa; Arthropoda; Insecta; Diptera; Drosophilidae
Product: glucose dehydrogenase [FAD, quinone]
Exons: 2
Molecular function (GO): oxidoreductase activity, acting on CH-OH group of donors; flavin adenine dinucleotide binding
Source: RefSeq, a predicted model, not a curated record
UGCUUAUUUUUUGUAAUUUUUUGCUACUUUUAACCAGUGUGCGCUCAGCGCAGCUUGAAAUAGGUUCAAGCAACGCUGCUGCCAGCAUCACAGUCUGCCAACAGCUCGAGCUCAGCUCACAGCUCUUCCAGCCAUGAAGCUAACCCCACAACUUGGCCAACUAAUCUGGCAACUUGGCCUAUUGCUAACAACAGUGAGAGCAGCCCAUAGAGCUGGCGGAGAUUUGCGUAUAGAGCAGCUGCGUCAACUGGGACUGGGCAAUGUGGUGAAUCUGCCACACUAUACAGAUUUGCCACGCAGCAGCAGCUACGACUUUAUUGUUGUGGGCGCUGGCGCUGCGGGCUGCACGCUGGCCGCGCGUCUGGCCGAGAAUCCGCAGUGGCAGGUGUAUCUGAUCGAAGCUGGCGGCGUGGAGAGCAUGAUUCAUCUGGUGCCGCUGCUGGCGCCGUCGCUGCAGCUGACCGCAUCGAACUGGAACUACAAGUCGCAGCCACAGCGUCGAGCGUGCCGCGGCAUGCCCGAAAAUCGCUGCGCGCUGCCGCGUGGCAAACUCUUGGGCGGCACCAGCUCCAUCAACUUUAUGAUCUACAAUCGCGGCAAUCGGCGCGACUUUGAUGCGUGGGCCAAGCGUGGCAACGUCGGCUGGAGCUACAAGGAGCUGCUGCCCUAUUUUCUGCGCAGCGAGUCCGCCCAGCUGCAGGGCCUGGAGCAGUCGCCGUAUCACAACCACAGCGGUCCACUCAGUGUGGAGUACGUCAAGUAUCGCAGCAGCAUGGCGCAUGCCUUUGUGGCCGCUGCUCAGCAGGCGGGACACAAGCGCACGGACUACAAUGGCGAGUCCCAGCUGGGCGUGUCCUAUGUCCAGGCCAACACCUUGAACGGACGCAGGCAUAGCGCAUUUCGCGCCUACAUCGAACCGCAGCGUGCGCAGCGCAAGAAUCUGCAUAUUCUAACAAUGGCGCGUGUCACGCGCGUGCUCAUAGAUGGCGCCACCAAGUCCGCCUAUGGCGUGGAGCUGCUGCAUGCCGGACGCCGCUAUGAGGUGCGUGCACGCAGGGAAGUAAUUUUGUCCGCAGGCACCUUCAAUUCGCCGCAGCUGCUCAUGCUCUCGGGCAUUGGUCCGGCCAAGAAUCUGCAGGCCAUAGGCGUGCCGCUGCUCCAAGCGCUGCCCGUCGGGCAGAUGCUCUAUGAUCACAUGUGCCACUUUGGACCCACAUUUGUGACCAAUACCACUGGCCAAACGCUGUUCAGCUCCAGGCUGACGCCAGCCGCCAUCAAGGACUAUUUGCUGGGCAGUCCGCAGACGCAGCUGUCCAGCAUUGGCGGCGUGGAAACGCUCAGCUUCAUCAAGGUGCCCACCAGCAAGGAGCCCGCUGGACAGCCCGAUGUGGAGCUCAUCCAGGUUGCCGGCAGUUUGGCCAGCGAUGAGGGCACUGCGCUCAAUCGCGGCGCCAACUUCAAGCCCGAGAUCUACAAUCAAAUGUAUCGCGAACUGGCGCAACGUCAACAGGAUCACUUUACGCUGCUCAUCAUGCAGUUCAAGCCGCAGUCCGUGGGUCGCCUCUGGCUGCACAAUCGCAAUCCGCUCGAGUGGCCACGCAUCGAUCCCAAGUACUUUGUGGCCGAGCACGAUGUGCAGCAGCUGCUCGAGGGCAUCAAGGAAUCGCUGCGUAUCAUUCAAAUGCCCGCUCUCCAGGCCAUAGGCGCCAGAUUGUUGCCACGUGCCACGCCCGGAUGUGAGGGCUACAAGUUCGCCUCGGAUGAUUAUUGGCGCUGCUCGAUUCGCACCUUGAGCUACACGCUGCAUCAUCAGGUGGCCACCUGUCGCAUGGGUCCAUCCAGCGAUCCCACUGCUGUGGUCAGUCCACAGCUGCGAGUCCAUGGCAUGCGCCGGCUGCGUGUGGUGGACACCAGCGUCAUUCCCUCCCACCCACGCCCACACAAUGCCGCUGCCUUAUGAUCGGCGAAAAGCGCGGAUCUCAUACGAGGCGAUUGGCAUUGA